GUUCUUUUUCCCGGGCUUUUAUUUUGGUCUUUGUAAUGGGGUUGUUGAAAAUAGAUGUUUUGGUGCUUCUUUGAAAAUGCAUGCAGUAAAUAAUUUCAUAAGACGCCAAGAAGGUUUAAGUACAACAACAGACUAUGAUACAUGUAUUAGACGUCUUACUUGCUAUCAGAAGGAUCGUUUUUCUAGUUUUCAACCAUUCUAUGACGAGUCUCCUGUAUUUUCUGCGAGAUUUGGAAGUGGAGAAAAGUACAAACACAUUCUAGCACUAGCCAAUGAGGAUGGUUGGGUGACUCUGAUUGAUACUAAUCACUGGAAUGCUCCACAAAAGUUUGUACACUUUCAGUGCCACAACAAUGCAAUAUUUGACUUGGCGUGGAGUCCCAGGGACAUGAAGCUGGUGACUGCGUCCGGCGACCACACCGCUGUGCUGUGGGACUUGUGUGUCGGCCAUUGUGUGCCCUUGGCGUACUUCCGCUCUCACAGCCGCAGCGUCAAGACAACACAGUUCUCCCCGGAAGACGACAAUGUUGUCAUCACGGGUGCGAGAGAUGGGAACAUCAACGUGUGGGACAUAAGAUCAUUCAGGCGAUCUAAUGAUCUGCGACCUGAUAAUUUCAUUUCACAUGCUCACAGUCUUAAAAUCUCAACCCUGACAAAUAGUGCGGGAAAGAAAGGCAGGUUUCAGAGUGCCACGUCAUCUCGUGCCAGCAGCAUAACUUGCCUUACCUUCCAAGACUCAUGCACUCUGAUCUCAUGUGGAGCCGGCGAUGGGUGCAUCAAAGUGUGGGAUCUGCGGAAGAACUACUGUGCGUAUCGGGGUGACCCCAUCCCGGUGCACAACCUGAAACACUCGGGUAAUGUGGGGUUCACGAGCCUUGUGCUGGACCCCGGGAAAGUGAGACUGUUUGCCAGCUGCCUGAAUGGCUCCAUUUUCUGUUACAACAUUGCCACGUACAGCAAGGAACCAGUUGCAGAAUACACAGGAGCUACAAUUGGCACGUUUUAUGUGAAGUCUUGCCUAAGUCCAGACGGUUUGUACCUGCUUAGUGGCUCCAGUGAUGGCAUGGCUUACGUGUGGAACACACGAUCUCGAUAUCCCCUCGCAGUGCUGGUGAGGAACAGCAAUGAAGUCACCUGUGUUGCUUGGCACCCAUGGAGAACUCAGAUCGUUACAUGUUCAGACGAUCCGUGUUUCCAAUUUUGGACGGUGGGACCUGAAAAUAAGAAUGACUGUGGGGACAUUGAAGAUGAACUUUGUGGCUGGGCUGAAGUUAAAGAGCCGCAGUGUAAUACGGAAAGUGUCGAUGUAAACACGCCAGACGUUUCUAUUCCGAAAGCCACCAGCAAGUUUAGCAGGAGGCGAACCCCAUCACCCACAUUCUCGACUCGUUCGCCUUCGCCCAAGCAUUUCCGGUCCCAAGGUGGGUCUUCCUUCAACUGCCCAACUUCUAACCUCCCAAACUCGGUCCGAGAUGGGAAGUUCCACCUGCAUCGCUGCGAAGUGGGUCGUGAGAAAGACGUCAACUGGCUAGUGAAGAUCAACAAGGAACUGAAGGAUCACCCUGGGUCAUGUCUUAGGGUCAGGAAGUUAUUCACCUACCAGCAACCCCUAAGGUCGGCAACGUCGAGCAUUUUGCCAUAUCUGACUGGUAAAGGGGUGAUUCCUCGAGCAACAGUGCCUAGUGUGGAUACUUCAUUCAGUUAACAACAUGGAUACUUCAUUCAGUUAACAACAUGGACUUAAGAAAAAAAUGCCUUCCAAUAUUUGUAAUAUACUGUACAUAGAUGUGUGGUGUUAUCAGGUUUUGUACCUAUUUUUAUGUAAAGUAUUAGCUGCACUAGGUUUGGUGUUUUAUGAGUUUUGCAUAUGAACAUUUUGAAGGUAAGUUGUCUUAAAUUUAAUUGGGGCUGUGUCCUCUUUAAACUGCAUACUUCAAUUUUUAAGACUGAUGAUAAUGGAUAACUAAAGACUACUCAUUAUAAUUACAGAUAAUGGUUGUGUAAAGUACUCUUUAGUUUCUCAAUUAUGUGUGUUAGUAGCAUUUUUAUUCAGUAUGUCACAUACUUAAUAUAUACAUAUAUAUUUUUAUU
Messenger RNA from Bacillus rossius redtenbacheri, 2091 nucleotides. It is a transcript of the gene l(2)dtl, whose product is annotated as protein lethal(2)denticleless. The transcript has 8 exons. Gene Ontology annotation, molecular function: protein binding; protein-macromolecule adaptor activity. Gene Ontology annotation, cellular component: nucleus. Lineage: Eukaryota; Metazoa; Arthropoda; Insecta; Phasmatodea; Bacillidae. The coding region runs from base 77 to 1705 and encodes 542 amino acids. The record is from RefSeq and is a predicted model, not a curated record. Gene Ontology annotation, biological process: proteasome-mediated ubiquitin-dependent protein catabolic process; mitotic G2 DNA damage checkpoint signaling.